AUGGAAGAUAAAGUCCCUGCAAUGCCACUUGAUGGCUCGAAACAUUCGCCAGGACCAAACAUUCGUAAAAUGAAACAAAGCCGAUUGCCUUUUCAAUUUUUGUCCACAUCAGCUGCCAAAUCUUCGGAGGAGCUGAGCGAAGCACGGAAGAGAAAACCGUCCACGGAAGCUGUCGAUGUUGGACGUGUCGCAAAAGCUGGGCGUAUUUCGGAAAUGAAAGAGAAUGGUAUGACGUUGGCAGUAGAAGGCAAGAGUAAACCGGCACCCGAUAUUGUCAAAGUGACCAUGAAUGACGAAGAUGACCCAUCCGAAGCAGCAAUGAGCAGUAGCGGUAAAUCCGUAUCCGCAGGAAAAACGAAGAGAAAAGUGAACAGACUCAAUACUGAUAUAAUUGAUUCAACAAAAAUUUUGAUAAAACUUCCGAUAGGAAAACGGAAACGUAAUUUCGUUGAUAAAAUGAAGCCGAAGAAGAAAAAAGCAAUUGCUGAAAGCAGCUUGGAUUUCAGAAGUGACAAUGAUGAGGUCAUAACUUUAGAUGACUCCGACCUAUCAGAAGAUGGUACGGAUGCUUUGGGAAAUGAUAGUUUGGUAAGUUCGAAAAACGAACAAUCUAGAGUCGAAAGCAAGCAACUGCACGGUUCGGAGCAGGAAAAUAACAAAAUAUCGGUUUCAAUCUCGGUGGAAGAAGAUGAAGAAAUAGAAGAUGAAUUAAACAAAAGCAAAACACAAACUAGUUCCUCAUCAAAAUGUGUGGAUGAUCGAGAAAGUAGCACAGGAAUGAGUUUACCAUCAGACGGGAUCGCUGGAAAGGAAACCAGUACAAACGUAGUUGAUCAAUCUGGUAAUCUUACCGAGCUGGACACAUCUUCCAACAUUGAUUCGAGCGAAGAGGACAUUUAUUUGCUCUGCACUCCGGAUUCAAAAAUUGUUCCGAAUGAAGAGGAAAAUAAGAUGCGUAAACUAACUCCUAAACAGUUAGCUCGUCGUCAGGAUUACGAAAAGCGCCGUGCGCAGAAGCAACUAGAGAAGCAAGAAAGGCGUCGUAAAUUGCAAGAGGAACGGGAGGAAAAGGCUCGCGAAAAAGAGAAACAAGAGGAACAGCGUAAAAAGGAACGUAUCGAAAAGGAAGAUCAAAAGCGCAGAGAACGAGAGGAAAAGGAAGAGAUGAGGCGCAAAGAUCGUGAAGAACGCGAGGAACAGAAACGCAAAGAGCGCGAGGAAAAAGAGGAAUAUAAACGUAAAGAACGUGAAGAAAAAGAUAAAAGGAGACAAAUUGAAAUUGAACAGAAAAAUGAAGAAAAGCGCUUAAAAGAAGAAGAACGUCGCAAGAAAGAGGAGCAAAAAGAGGAGGAAAGAAAGCGCAAGGAAGAGGAGAAGGAAGCAGAGGAAAAGCGGAAGCAAAAGGUGGCUCAAGCUUUUACUAGUUUUUUCGUCAAGAAGUCGAUUAUUGGCGGUGGUGGCGUGAAAGCUUCGGACGAUGAAAAUUCCGUGGAGUCAUCGUCGGGAGGUGGGACGAUGGUGAAUGCAGGAGUAAACUCGGGGCAGUUGCGAUUUAUGCCGUUUUGUGUUAAAGGAGACAUGCGACUGGCGCCAACGGUGCGAAGAGUUCUUCAUUCUGUCCAGAGAGAUCAUUUAGAUAAGAUGGUACACAGUAUAGAGGGACAACAAAUGUUCGACCGGGCUCAACUUUAUCUUGAGCAGUUAAAGCGAAAAUUGCACAAACCAUUAAAAACCGAUCGUACAUGGAAUGUAGAGGAUGACGACGAGAACGAUGACAUUAUGGUUGUUGAUGAAAAUGUGUGCCAUCAGAUUGAGGUGGAUCCGGUAAAAAUGAAACAAAAGUUUAAAACUAAAUUCUUUCUUUUUGAGGAGAAUCGCCGUCCACCGUACAGGGGAACGUGGCGCAAACGAAGUGCGUGUAUUAAAGCACGUCGUCCCUUUGUUCAGGACAAUAAAUAUUUCGAUUACGAGGUCGAUUCUGACGACGAAUGGGAGGAGGAAGAGCCGGGAGAAUCACUUCAUGGCAGUGACGACGAAAAAGAUGUAGAUCCCGAAGAAGAAUACGAGGUCGACAAUGAAUUUUUCGUACCUCACGGACAUUUAAGCGACGAAGAACUACAUGAAGAAGAGGAAGGUGAAAUCGGCGAUGAUAACUGUCCAGAGUCACAGAAAUUUAAACUAAAAAUUAUGCAACAAGAGUUUGUGGCGGAAAUGAAGAAAAAGACGGAAAAAAUUAAACCCCGUUUGAUAGGUUGCAUUUGGGAGAAAAGUUUAUAUUGUGAAGACCUAGAGCAUGCUAAUCGUUUCAUGGAAUGUUCAGUAAUAAUACGGAAAAUGUUAGACGAUCGCGCAAUGCUUUACGACCCGGACGAACCGAUCUCAUUUACAAAGUCCUUUUCCAAGUUAGCUAAUGGGUGUGGUGGUACGAUGAAUGAACUGGAUAUGACAGCUACAAUACCACCGAGCAAAGAGCUUGAAAAACCAAAUUCUAAGAAGAUUAAAAUAACGGAUGAUGCUGUCCGCGAUUUGGCUCGAUUGAUGCAUGGCAAUGUCAACAAUCGCAAGUUUUUAGUACGCGAAUUUCAUGCUUUUUGGGCCAGUCGUAAUGGUUCGGUUGAUUUUAGCUUGGAAAGUAUAAGAAGCAAGAUUAAAGACAUUGCUCAAUGGGGUACGUGUCGUGCGGAAGGACCGAUGGAAGGAAAGCUAUGCUGGACCGUUGAGAAAAAAGUGCUCCAGCAGUAUGACCUGAUGGAUAUAACUUUGCCAAAUGAUUGGAAGUAUCAUUUGCAGAAACGUCCGUCUACUGUAAAACAAGAAAAGAAAUCGAAUUUGAUGCAAGAACGUAGCACCAACACUGAGAAGCACAAUAGCUGUGCAAGUAAAAUCGAUUCAUACGAAGAAGAAGGUUGUGAUAAGUCAGUAAAUGACCUCACAAAUGAUGAAAUUUCUAAAAUUGAUUAUAGCUCGAAGACUCUAUCGGGGAUAGGACAGAAGGAUAAUGCAAAAACUAAGCCGUCGGUAGUGCAUGAUAGCGUUGAUAGUAGCGACAAAGAUGGAGGUGGUGAUAACAAAUGUUCGACCGUGACUAACCUAAAAAAUCGUGUACCACUUUUGAUGUCUGUCCCGCGCGGUCAAAACAUAAAUCAGUCCGCCAAAAACAGUCUUAUCAGCCAGUUCUUGCGUAGAGAAAAUAGUAUUAAAUCAAAACCUAUAAUACCGGAUCGGGAAAAAAUCGAUGGUGCAGUUAUUGAAAUAGAUUAA
Anopheles maculipalpis is the source of this 3261-nucleotide messenger RNA. It is a transcript of the gene Caf1-180, whose product is annotated as chromatin assembly factor 1 subunit A. NCBI's taxonomy places the organism in Eukaryota, Metazoa, Arthropoda, Insecta, Diptera, Culicidae. Gene Ontology annotation, cellular component: nucleus; CAF-1 complex. The record is from RefSeq and is a predicted model, not a curated record. Bases 1 to 3261 code for a protein of 1086 amino acids. Gene Ontology annotation, biological process: nucleosome assembly. The transcript has 3 exons.